CGCCAAGUGAUCGGUAAAUCAGUGGUGCCGUGAGAUGCGUGCCCGUAGUCCUGUGGAACAUUUCAGCAGUGUGUUCGGUAGUGGUUGUGGAGUGUUGUGUGUGGCUUGAUGUAUUCUUGAUGGGAUGUCUCAAUACGAUGCCAUAAUACACCUCUUGGCUGGAGGUUUGGGUGGAACAGCCGGUGCCAUCGCCACCUGUCCUCUGGAAGUGGUGAAAACGCGCCUGCAGUCGUCGGUAGCGAAUUUCCACUUCCUCUCCUCCGGGCCCGGCGGUUCUCCGGCGGCAGUCCAGUCUCUCGCCGAGCGUUUGGGCCUCAAUGCCUGCACGUGCACGCCGACGCCAACGGGUGGAAGCGGCGGCUUCACUACCUCGGUGAUCAACGCCAACAACACGAGGGCGCCAUCCAUAGGAAUAUGGCGCUGCCUGAAGCAAAUAGUCGAGAUGGAAGGCACCAAGGCUCUUUUCAAGGGUCUCGGACCUAACCUGGUCGGAGUGGCGCCUUCGAGGGCCAUCUACUUCUGUACAUACUCCAACUCCAAGAGCAUCUUCAACGAGCUUCUUCCUUCGGAUACUCCCAUUGUACAUAUCUGUUCUGCAGCCAGUGCUGGUUUUAUGUCCUGCACGGCAACCAACCCCAUCUGGUUCGUGAAGACGAGGCUCCAACUUGAUCAAAGGAUGUAUGGCAGCAUCUCUGCUCUGCAGUGCAUUCGUGACAUCUACCAGAGGCAUGGACUGCUGGGUUUCUACAAGGGGAUCACUGCUUCAUACUUUGGCAUCUCCGAAACCAUCAUCCACUUUGUCAUCUACGAGUUCAUCAAGGCUCAACUGCGACAACGCAAGGAGUCCUCGAGGGACUCGUACAACCCUGAUGUCAAGUCUACUCGAGACUUUGUACAGUUCAUGGCCGCAGGUGCCGUCUCCAAGACCUGUGCCUCCACCCUCGCCUACCCACAUGAAGUGGCGAGGACGCGGCUACGGCAGGAAGGCGACAAGUACCGGUCCUUCUUCCAGACGCUGUUCCUGGUGUGGCGUGAAGAAGGCUACCAGGGCCUGUACCGGGGCCUUGCAACGCAGCUCGUGCGCCAGAUCCCCAACACGGCCAUCAUGAUGGCCACCUACGAGGCAGUCGUCUACAUGCUAUCGCCACCCGUGUACGGAGCCUCUCUCACUAACGACGACUGAAGUUCCUCACUGGAAGCUCCCCCGUCCCAGUACGAGGGCACUGCAGAUCUCGAGUGCUGGGCACGUUGUGACCAGAGUGUUCUUUCGCUCUAGCACGUUAGCUGCUUGAGCGAGACUCUCCUUUUUCUGGUGUUUUUUUUUUUUCUUAGCUGUUAGCAUUAGCACCAUCCGUGUGUCACUUAAGGCAUUUGGAAAGUGGUCCAGAAAAGAGUCAACUGGCAAAAACUACUUUUUAAUUAUUUACUGUGGAAUCUAUUAGCAUUCUUUACUGUGUAUGUAUGCCUGCAGUGAGUCUUCUGGACAAGUGAUCCAAAACCGCGAUGUAUUGCAGUCACAAUGUUGAUUCUUUUGUUUCCUUUUUCGUGCUCUGGUCAUAAUGGCGAGCCCGGCCACAUAAAAAAAUGGCGUCCUUAACAAAUGCACUUCUUCGUGCCAAGGAUUCAUCGACGAGCAAGCGAUGAUUUUUUACUCCUUCUGUCGCAGGAAGGUUCUGAAGCUUGGAAGGCUUCGGUGUUGUGAACAAUUCUUGAACGAUUAUGUGCGUGCGUGGCUGUGCGCGUGUGACGGCUGGUCUCGGUCCACUUGUUAGGAGACCCGAAGUCCUCAAGCAGCCUGUCAUUUUGUGUUGUGUAAAUAGUAUACGAGUGGACAAUAGUUUCCUCUGUACAUACUUAGUUCGCUAUCGCACUAAUGUUAUUUGUACACCGUUUCGUUAUUUGUAGUGCUGUUUACGUGUCACAUUUUCUCUUGCUGUUGGUACAGCCUGGAAUUUGGAAUAUAUUGGAUAAUAACAACAAAAGUAUAGCAAGAUCAGUGCUAUAGAUAUUAUUUUUUUUUUAUUGGGGGAAGGGGCUCAGUCGCACUAAAAUAGUUUGUCGUACUAAAAUAGUUUGAGACUAUAGACUGCCUAAACUGUUUUUCGAAGUCUAUAGACUGUCUAAAUUUAUUUUUGUAGGGGAAUGUGAAUGCCUGUGCGAGCGCUUUUGGAAAAGCUUUCCAUUUUUUUCUUAUUAAAUACUAUAAAUCAUUCACUUUUCAAUAUGGGAUGAAAAAAGUACACAUGAAUUGAACGUGGUGUUUUAAGUACAUUACUGCACUUCGGGAAGGUAGCCAAUCAGGGGCUACAAAGAUCUGCCUUCGCAAAUUAUCCUGAUCAAAUGAACGAGUACAUAUUGCGUUGUUAAAUUCUGUUUGGGUGUCAUCAAUGACCACGUUGUGUGUGUCUGGACAGGCCCCAUUUUUGGGGGACGUACCAAGUUCGUUCCGGUGGAUCGCAAAUUUGCCGUUUCGGAGAAGCCUCGUUUUGGGCAAGUACAAAAGGGUAGUUUCUUUCCGGCCGCGUACAAAAAACUGUGCCAGCCAUGUUUGUCGAAAGUGCCUUAUUAAUGUGUACCGAAAAUUAAAAAGCUGUAGCAUGUGCGUCUGAGGACCAGACACAGGCGAAGCAGAGAGGUUCUGGAUUUUUUUUAUUGAUGACAAACCGCGAUGCUUUCAGUGUACACCCGAAAAUCUCUGUUCAAUAAAGUGGCAGCAAGUGU
Rhipicephalus microplus (southern cattle tick) is the source of this 2721-nucleotide messenger RNA. RefSeq names its product replication in mitochondria 2 (gene Rim2). The record is from RefSeq and is a predicted model, not a curated record. Gene Ontology annotation, molecular function: pyrimidine nucleotide transmembrane transporter activity. Gene Ontology annotation, cellular component: mitochondrion. Gene Ontology annotation, biological process: pyrimidine nucleotide import into mitochondrion. NCBI's taxonomy places the organism in Eukaryota, Metazoa, Arthropoda, Arachnida, Ixodida, Ixodidae.